AAGGUGCAAGAACGACCGGAAGUUUUGUUUUGUUUCUCGGAGGCUUUCGAAGAGGAAACGAAUACAGUUUAAGAAAACCCGAUAACAAGAUAGAACGAGAACAAGAGGACCACCAACACUUGUCCAUGAUAUGAAAGAUGUCUAAGGUGGAAGCAAGAGCCACAGGGCGACCAAGCAUUCAUGAUGACAAGCGUGGAACGUCGCCACGUAAUAAAACACCCCAGUCUUCAUUGUCCACAGGAAGGUCCCCACGAGUGACGAGGAGUGCAAAAGAGAACCAGUCACCUAUUCGAAGAAAUAAGCCAAGAGAUGACCAAAGCAGUGGUGAAGAGGACCUGGACGAGGUGGACCGCAGCACAAACAUGUACCCUGACCUAUCUCCAUUUUCAUCAUCGGCAUCAGGUUCCCCCCAGGCAUGGAACCUGGAUGAUAAUGAAGGACACACUCUCAAUGAUACAUUCUACAGCACACGUUCACAGUGCCAUACCCGAGGAAUGCAAAAGACCCCAGUCAAAGGGAGUCUGCCCAGGGACAGGCCCGUGACCCCAGAGCAAGGAGCUCAGGGGUGUAGGGUCAUUAGAGGAGGAGGAGGAGAAUUGGGUGACAGGGACAAGAUCCGUGCCAGAAGGGGUCCUGCGCCCUUGUUAAUCAUAGGCUUCACCUUUCUCCUUCUCUUUGCUGUGCUAAGGCUAAAACAGAGCUUGGAUGAAGUACAUGAGCUCUCUGAGCAGAAAGCAUAUGUCAAGCCCAUAGAAGAGGUUUACAGUGAAUUCAAACAGGACCUCAGACACUUCAUCAGUAAGUUCACACAGGAUAAGAAAGUGUGGGUCCAGUUAUUAGGACAGAUUGAGGGCAUCAUGGUUGACUCGCCUCCCCAACCCGCCGUGUUGCUGGUGGUUGUCCCAGAAGAUGCCAGAGGGACAGCAACCUGCCUCAUCUACACCAUUGCACACCUGCUCAAUAAAGCCUUUGAUGACUCAAAAUUUGUAAUGUACGACACCAAGACCAAUGGCCUAGCCAAUCUUGCCUCACUGAAAAUAGAACUUGACGAAACACUUCAGGGGCUCAGCAGAUCUCAUACGGCUAUUAUACACAAUAUAGAGAAUAUCCCGGGCAAAGCGGCCAUGAUUUUCCAUGCAUACUGUGACAAUGAGAAUGCUCCAUUUAAGCAGGCUGUGAUCUUCCCAAUGUUAGAUAUCAAAGGAAAGUAUGAAGAAGUGGCCCAUGAUUGGAUUACAAGAUUGGAUGACAAGGUAGAUAGAUAUCUGAGCCAACUCUGGGGUGCCGAGCUGGUGGACAAGGAUGUGUCCGCCAUCAUCUCACGGGUGGCAAAUGCUCCAAUGCUGAUCAAGCCAGAGCCAGAGGAAAGAAUCAAGAUGAUGUGUCCAAUUAGUGGGCAUGGCAUGGACAAACGUGACAUGCCCAUCGUGAAUGGGUUAAGAAGACUUACUUAUGAACUAUGUCCUGGGUAUGACACUAAACUGCAUCCAGGCAGCGGUUUAGGGAUGACAGUCAACAGCAGAUCCAUUGAUGCCAAAGCAGUGGGGAAGGUGAAUGAGUUACGAUACCGAAGGCCAACGGUAUUUAUAUUUUUAGCAGAAGAGCUUUUGGGAAGGAGAAUGGUACUCUCAAAGUGUACCCUCAGAAGUUGGUGUCUCUAUUCAUUUGCAGAUGGAAAUAUAUGUAAAUUAUAUAUUGGAAAGAUGAUUUUUUUUGUAGUCAUUUAUUUUAUUAUAUACAAUAUAUGUAGGAUUCAUCUAACAUAUCUUUCAUUUUGUGUUUUAUUCACAUUGUGUUUUACUGACCAAAUAUAUAUAUUUUUUUUUCCCACAGAGAGACGUACAAAAAUACACAAUACCAUGUCAGAACAUAAAAAGCUAAUAAUAAAGUACUUAUUCCUUAUAAUCUUGACAUUAAACCAAGGAACUCAUAUCACAUCCUCUGCAGAAACAAAGAGCAACACCUGUAGAAAUAAUGUGCAUGUUUACGACAAACUGAAAAUCAAGCUAAAACACCUUGUAUCAGAAUUCUCACAGCCUAAACAGGUCUGGGUACAGAUUAUUGGACAGUUAUAUUCUAUUAUGGAUGAAACACCCCUGAGACCUGCAGUUAUAAUGGUUGUUGUUCCUCAAGAUACAAAACGAGAAAGUAUGUGUUUUGUUCAGCAUAUUUCUGAGAGUGUUGCUGAUGCAUUUGAUGAUUCAUCAUAUAUCGUCUACAAUGCCAAGAGUGAUAGUCGCUUGGAUCCAUUUAUGAUGAAGCAAAUUUUGGACGAUAAACUUCAACAACUACAAACUUCACACGUAGCAAUAAUCAAUGGCAUGGAGUCAAUUCCAGGCAACGCUUCACUGAUUCUUCAUGGUUACUGUGAUAAUGACAAUGCACCUUAUAAGCAGAGUCUCAUCUUUCUAAUACUCAAUCUACCAGUACAAUACGCAGCUUUACAAGAGGAAAAACUGGACAAAGUCGUCGAUGAGUACCUGCAUGAACUAUGGGGGACACAGCUCAAACUCAAAGACGUCUCUGCGUUAGUGGCCCGAGUUGCCAGCACACCCAUGCUUGUGCAGCCUGAGAGAGAAGAAAUGCUGGAUUGCUUGUGUCCACUUUGAUUUGUGACAUUGCAGUCUUGGUAGGCAAUGUUAUGGUAUGGAUGAAAGUAGAUAUGGAAAAGUUGAUUGAUGGAUAGAUAAAGAGAUAGGUAAAUAGAUAGAUAGAUUGAUAACAGGAUAUAAUGAUAGAUUAGUAGACAGACAGACAGAUGUACAAAUCUGACAAAUAGAAAUGAAAAUGUGUGU
This is a messenger RNA of Penaeus indicus, 2795 nucleotides long. RefSeq lists its product as uncharacterized. Gene Ontology annotation, biological process: membrane organization. The transcript has 10 exons. The coding region runs from base 138 to 2609 and encodes 823 amino acids. Gene Ontology annotation, molecular function: ATPase activator activity. Gene Ontology annotation, cellular component: membrane. The record is from RefSeq and is a predicted model, not a curated record. NCBI's taxonomy places the organism in Eukaryota, Metazoa, Arthropoda, Malacostraca, Decapoda, Penaeidae.